AUGAGGCAGAAAGCCACCGAUCCGAAUCAGCCAAUCCGAUCGCCGUACCAUGGAGGCAGCGGCAGCAACGGCGCCAGGCCACCACCGCCGUUUCACAACACCCUGACAGGCAGCGUGUCUUUCCAAGAAGCUUCUUUUCACGAAGCUGCCGCUUUCCAGGCAGCUGCUUUCCAGGAAGCUGCCGCCUUCCGUGCAGCAGCUUUCCGGGCAGCUGCGUUCCAAGGAGCUGCUUUCCAAGCAGCGCCUCCCCCGGUAGCGCCGCCCCGAGUAAUUCCGGCCCAAGCAGUGCCGCCCCAAGCAGUGCCGCCCCUAGCAGCGCCUACCCAAGCAGCCCCUCUCCGAGCAGCGCCUCCCCUAACAGUGGCUUCCUCAAGCUUCCGCCCGUCAAUGGCGGCGGUGUCGCCACGUGGCAGUGCGUGGAACAGCUCCUCGAUCCCACCAGAGCAGUUCAUUCGCUGGAGCAAUCAGGAGGACCGCAUACUGCUACAGCACGUGAUGCGCCACGGAGGACCGCAUACUGCUACAGCACGUGAUGCGCCACGGCACGCGCAACUGGGGCCUGCUGCUUUUGCGCGCCCCCUAUCACUCACUAAUCUACCACCAUCAACCAUUGUCACCCAUUCUCACCCAUCAUCAUUCCCUCAGGAGGACCGCAUACUGCUACAGCACGUGAUGCGCCACGGCACGCGCAAUUGGGGCCUGCUGCAGCGGAGCCGCGAGCUGCCUCUCCGGGACAACAAGGCCUGCUGCAACCGCUUCAUCCUCCUUAAGAAGUGCGGCGCUACUGUUUGCAACGACGCUAGGGCUUCUGUAGGGUCGAAACGCGUCUCCAACGCUGCUGCUUCCUCCUCUGCACCGAAACGAAGCCCUUCCUCUGCGUCCCUUGCUGCUGCUGACGCCUCUGCUGCUGCUGCUGCUGCUACUACUUCUGCUGCUGCGGCUGCUGACGCAGCUAUCCUCUCAGAGAGAGUGCAGAGUCUACAGAAGAAAGAGGAGCAACAGGAGAAGGAAGAGGAGGAGGAGAAACCGGACCUGCAGGUUCGGUCUGCUACCUCCCCGAAUCAGAAACCGGACCUGGUUCCUUCCUCCCACCUCUCUGCUUCGGCUCCUCCCAGCCCUGCUGCCGGACCUGUUGUACCUGCUGCUUCCGAGCCAGUUCUUCCCAGGUCGGUUGCUUCCGAGCCUGCUUCUCCAAUCCUGCCCCGGGCGUAUUCUGUUGGAGGUGCCACGUCAGUCUUGGUCUCGGGCCAAUCAUUGCUGGACAAAUCCCUUAUUGAGAAGAAGGUUCUGGAGCAGCAACCUGAGCCGUUGAUCGAUACUAGCCCGCUAAAUCAGUCGAUCUUGAGCGUCCAAUUGGCGGAGCUAUUCCAUUUGGAUCUAGCAGCAGCUGCUACAGGCGGUGAGGCUACAGCGUAUAAUACCGCUACAAAUACUACAGAUGCUACAGAAGCUGCUGCUGCUGCUGCUGCUGCUGCUGCUGCUGCUGCUGCUGCUACGGAUGGCGCUACAGCUGGUGCUGCUACAGCUGGUGCGUGUGAAGGCAGCGGCGUGGGGAUGGUGGUGGAUAGGAAGAGGAAAGAAGCGCCUACAGAUAUGGGUCAGCCUGGCGAAAGCGUCGUCAAGAGACUCGUGCGCGAUGGGGAUGGGAGAGGAGGAGAGGGAGGAGGUAGAGGUGAGGGAGGUGAGGUGGGGGGAAGUAGGGACGGGGUGACAGGUGCGCUGCUGAGUACCUGGAACGAGCUUGGAGCAUGUGAGGAGGGGCGAGGAGGAGAAGGGAAGGGUAAUAGUGCUAUCGAGUGCGCUAAUAAGGGGUUUAGUGUGGGUAAGGAGGAUGGGACGGGAGGUGGUGUCACUGGUGUGACUAAAGCGAAUGGAGAGGGAAGUGGUGGUGGAGUGACAGAACGGAAUGAGGAGGAUGGUGGCAGUGGAGGGGUGACUAAUACGAAUGGCGAGGGCGGUAGUGGUGGAGGUGUGACUAUAGGCGAUAUGUUUAAGACUUUGCUGCAUGCGAAUGCACAGCAUGUGGCUGCUGCCAUUCUGGAUUGGAAGGAUCGGGUGUGUGGUUCGGAUGACAGGCAUGUGCCGAACCUGGCUGCUGCAGUGAAGCUGAGGGAUGUGGGGCCGCAAUGGCAGCAGACCCGCGGCCCUUUCUACCCUCUCUCCCGCCCCUCCUCCUCCUUCCGCGCCCCACCUCCUCUCCUCCCCUCCCUCCCCCUCACCUCCUCUCAUCCCUCAUCCAAUCACACUCCGCAGAAUCAAACUCUGCAUAAUCACACUCCGUAUAGUCAUGCUUUGUUCAGUCACUUUCCUCCUAUUGGCUCUCCUAAACCUAGCUCGCCCGCCAUUGGCUCGCCAGCCGUCGGCUCCUGCGGGCCCCCUCCCAUCUCCUCACCCUCCGCCGCUGCUGCCACGUCAGCAUCUCAAUCCGCCGCCGCCACGUCAGCAUCUCAAUCCGCCGCUGCCACGUCAGCACCCGUAUCCACAGCUGCUGCUGCAAGAGACACGCAAGAAGCUGACGAGUUGUAUAUUGAGGAGGAGGGCAGAGAGAGGGGUGCGAGACGGGAAGAGCAGGUGAAGGGGGGUGGAGAGAAGGGCACAGCAGAUGGGGGUGUGAGUGUGGGGCAGCCACAGGAGCAGGGAGAAUUCGAGGUGGGGAAGCAUGGGCCAGCCAGGGAUGGCGGGAGGGGACAAGUCAGGGACCCAGACGAAGGGGUGAUGGUGGGAGUGGUGGGGGGAAUGGUGGGGGGUCAUCACACGUCCCCCCUUCCGCCGUCUGCUUUGCUCGGUGUGUCAGAGGAUGACGUCAUUAGCCUGCUGGUUGCUGACUGGGCGGCGGAAGACGCUGACCUGGCAAUGCGUGCUGAGCUGGCAGCAGCUGACGUGGAACCACCAUUACCACUGCCACCAGCCAGUCACGGUGGAGUGAGGGGGAUGCAGCCACAGGAGAGUGGCAGGAUGGCACAAAGUGGUUACCACCAACAUGCCACGUCACACCUUGGGAGGGAUUCUAGAAACUUCCGUGGUGCAGGAGCAGCAGGGGGCCUGGGGGAGACAGAAGAGCAGAUGACUAACCUGGUAGAGGGAUCGAUGCUAUGGGGGAUGACAGGUCAGCUUGCUGACACCAUGCCAGGUCAGCAUCCUGACAUGAUGCCAGCUCAGCUUGCUGACACAGCGCCAGCCCAGCACGUGAAUGAGGCUUAUCAGGAGGGGGGCGGAUAUGGAAUGAUGAUGCAGCAGCAAGCAGGGGAAGGGGGUGAGGGCGAGAGGGAGGGGGGGAGAGACCAGUGGCCUGACUGGGUACUUAGACACAUGUCCUCGUGA
Molecule: messenger RNA, 3321 nt
Organism: Closterium sp. Naga37s-1
Lineage: Eukaryota; Viridiplantae; Streptophyta; Zygnematophyceae; Desmidiales; Closteriaceae
Source: the annotation of a GenBank genome assembly